AUGACCACUAGUACUAUAUCACCUAUUCUAAAGGACCCGGUUAGUGUUAUUCGUGACCCAAAUUGGAAAAAUUCUAUGUUAGACGAAUAUAAUGCUCUUAUUGAUAAUCAUACAUGGGAUUUUGUUCCUCGGCCUCCUAAUGUGAAUGUUAUUCUCUCUAUGUGGAUAUUUUGUCAUAAACAAAAUUCUGAUGCAACUAUUCGUACUGUUCUUAGCAUUGUUAUUUCUCACUCAUGGUCGAUCCAUCAGUUGGAUGUCAAGAAUGCUUUUCUGCAUGGUUAUCUUAACGAGACAGUCUAUAUGCAUCAGCCUAUGGGACAGGGGUCUAAUACUGCUUAUAUUCUGUUAUAUGUUGAUGAUAUCAUUCUUACAACAUCUUCUAACCCUCUACAGACACACUUUAUGGGUCUCAUGAGCUCUGAAUUUGCAAUGAAGGACUUAGGUCCUUUGAGUUUUUUCUUGGGCAUUGCUGUGUCUCGGAAUGAUGAUGGUAUGUUCUUGUCUCAGAAACAGUAUGCUUCUUCUAUCAUUGACAGGGCCAGUAUGUCCAACUGUAGUCCUUGUCCUACCCCUGUUGACACCAAAUCAAAACUUAGUGCCACUCAUGAUGCUCCAUAUGAUGAUCCCACUAAGUACAGGAGUCUUGCAGGUGCUCUUCAGUACCUGACUUUUACCAGACCCGAUAUUUCAUAUGAUGUUUAG
Molecule: messenger RNA, 702 nt
Organism: Chenopodium quinoa (quinoa)
Lineage: Eukaryota; Viridiplantae; Streptophyta; Magnoliopsida; Caryophyllales; Amaranthaceae
Exons: 3
Coding region: 1-702 (233 amino acids)
Source: RefSeq, a predicted model, not a curated record